AUGGCUUUGCAGCAACCUCACUUUGUGUUGGUGCCACUGUUUGCUCAAGGCCACAUGAUCCCCAUGAUCGACAUGGCUAGGGUUUUGGCUGAGCGAGGCGUGGUCGUGACUUUGGUCUCAACGCCUAGCAAUGCCUCACGGUUCGAGCACACGAUUCACAGAGCUUCACAAUCCGGACUCCCGAUUCGUCUUCUCAAUAUCCCAUUUCCCUGCCAGCAAGUGGGUCUUCCCUUAGGCUGCGAGAAUCUUGACACUUUACCUUCUAGAAGCCUUCUAAGAAAAUUCUACAAUGCGCUCCACUUGAUGCAACAACCCUUGGAGGACUAUCUCCGAACCCAAACCACUCCCCCGCCUAGCUGUAUUAUCUCCGACAAAUGUCUCUCUUGGACAUCCUCAACAGCCCAAAAGUUCCACAUUCCCAGGCUUGUCUUCCAUGGCAUGUGCUGUUUCUCGUUGCUGUGUUCGUACAAUAUCAUGCUUCACGAUGCUCAUCUCUCUGUAAGUUCUGAUUUGGAGCCUUUUCUCAUCCCCGGACUGCUUCAGAAGAUCGAGAUCACGAAAGCUCAGCUUCCAGGAGCGUUCGUCGCUCAGCCUGACUUGGAUGAUUUAAGAGACAAAAUGAGAGAGGCAGAGAUGUCGUCUUAUGGUAUUGUUGUUAACAGCGUCGAAGAGUUAGAGCACGGGCAUGCCCGGGAGUACGAAAAGGCCAUGAAUAAGAAAGUUUGGUGCAUAGGCCCGUUGUCCUUGUGCAAUAAGGAGGGUUUGGACAAGUUUGAGAGGGGAAACAAGCCUUCAAUAGAAGAGAAACAGUGUUCGGAAUGGCUUGACACGAAGCAACCUAGGUCAGUCUUGUACGUUUGCCUAGGUAGCUUAUGUCGGCUUCUUCCAUCACAACUAAUACAACUUGGGUUGGCUUUAGAGUCGUCCCAAAGACCCUUCAUCUGGGUGGUUAAAACUGCUGGAGAGGAUUAUUCUGAGAUAGAAAAAUGGUUAAUUGAUGAAGGUUUCGAGGAAAGGAUUAAAGGAAGAGGGCUUUUGAUAAAAGGAUGGGCCCCGCAAGUUCUCAUACUGUCACAUCCGGCGAUCGGAGGAUUCUUGACCCAUUGUGGUUGGAAUUCGACGUUGGAAGGAGUGUGCUCGGGGAUACCAUUGAUGACGUGGCCUUUGUUCGCGGAGCAGUUCCUGAAUGAGAAGUUGAUAGUGGAAGUUCUCAAGAUCGGAGUUCGAGUAGGCGCUGAGGUUCCGGUGAGAUGGGGGGAUGAGGGGAAAGUUGGGGUAUUAGUGAAGAAAGAUAGAAUCAAAGAAGCUAUAGAGAUGUGUAUGGAGGGUGGUGAAGAAGGUGAAAUUAGGAGGAAUAGAGCCACCGAACUUGGCAAGAUGGCUAGAAUGGCUAUACAGGAACAAGGUUCGUCUCACUCUAACACUUCCCACUUAAUCCAAGAUAUCAUGGAACAGUCUAAACGUACUGCAGGCUAUAUAUGAUUAGAUAUCUGAAGUGAUUAGAUAGAUAAUAAUCCUCAGGUCUCACCCAAGAUAUACAUAUCGGUACCUAUUAUAUAUUGUUCUUCUCUCGUGUCUCUCUUAUUCACUGUAAGAGUUGUUGAGAUGGUUCGUCAAACGUUUCUUUAUAAUUUCAGCUUGGAUAAAUAAGCCCUAAUAAAUUAGAUAACCUAUUCUUUCAACAAUUGAAAAUUUCAAACCUUCUAGAUGUUGCAUAUAAUAAUCAGGUGGGUCUAUCAUGCAUUUCAUGAUGCCGGAGGGAUGAGUGGUGUACUACUAUUCAAAUGUAAUAUAUGAAUAAUAAUUUGAUUAGUUAUGGA
Molecule: messenger RNA, 1820 nt
Organism: Prosopis cineraria
Lineage: Eukaryota; Viridiplantae; Streptophyta; Magnoliopsida; Fabales; Fabaceae
Product: UDP-glycosyltransferase 73D1-like
Exons: 1
Coding region: 1-1482 (493 amino acids)
Molecular function (GO): UDP-glycosyltransferase activity
Source: RefSeq, a predicted model, not a curated record